AUGUUGGAAGGCGUGGUUGCAAACCUGCUCAACAGGUUUCUGGGCAUAUACAUCAAGAACUUCGACGGGAAACAACUGAACAUUGGAAUAUGGUCGGGCGAUGUUAAGCUUCAUGAUCUCGAAUUGCGCCGAGAGGCACUCGAUCAACUUCACCUUCCCCUCAACGUCGUCGAAGGACACAUCGGGCAGCUAACAUUGUCCAUCCCAUGGUCGAAUCUACGAGGAAAGCCGGUCAAGGUGGAAAUUGAGGAUGUAUUUCUGUUGGCAGCGCCGAAAGUCGAAACCGACUACGACCCAGAGGAGGAAGCGAAGAGGGCUCACGCUAUCAAGAUGGAUAAACUCGAGAGUGCAGAAAUUCUGCGUGAGCGUAACGCGGAAGGAAUGACUCAGGAGGAACAGAAGAGAAACCAAAGCUUUACACAGAGCUUUACGACUGCCAUCGUUGAUAACCUGCAGAUAUCCAUCAAGAAUGUCCAUAUUCGAUACGAGGACUCUAUUGCCUCACCCGGUCAUCCCUUCGCUGUCGGCAUGACUUUGAAAGAACUGAGUGCUGUGAGUACAGACUCGGAAUGGCAUCCUACUUUCAUUCAAUCUACGUCUGGCACAACACACAAGCUAGCAGUUUUAGGAGCUUUAGCUGUCUACUGGAAUACCGACACGGAGUUACUGGGUACAGGAAGUGGCGCAGACUUUGGGGCAGAAGCCCAAGGUAUACCGCAUACAGAGCUCAUGGCAAAGCUCAGAGACGGUAUUGAAUUAGACGAGAAAAACCAGUAUAUUCUCCGACCAGUGAGUGGUCGUGCUGGGCUCGAGAUGGACAAAACGGGAAAGCUUGACAGGCCAAGAAUGAAAACACGCCUCUUGUUCAAUGAGUUGGGUUUUGUUCUUGAUAGUGACCAGUACCGUGACACAUUGAUGCUGGUAGAUCUGUUCCAUUACUUUCUCCGCCACCAAGAAUAUAAGAAAUUACGACCUUCAUCAAGCCCGAAGGAGGACCCGCGAGCUUGGUUCCGAUUUGCCGGAAAUGCAGUCCUAUCAAAGAUUCAUGAAAGGAACAGGGUAUGGACUUGGGACUAUAUCAAAGAACGCAGGGACGAUCGACUAGCCUACAUCUAUCUGUUCAAGAAGAAGAAAAGAGAAGAGGCACUUACCGCGGAUCAGAACUCAGAGAUGGGUGAACUGGAAAGGAAAUAUACGUAUGAAGAUCUACGCUUUUGGCGCUCUCUAGCACGAAAUCAGCUACGAAAAGAAAACGUUGGUGUCAAAAAACCAGGAAGAGCCCAGACAUGGAGCGAAUGGAUGUGGGGAGCUAACAAACAAGAGGAGGAUGAAACAGAAACAAUGACAGACGAGCAACGUCAGGAACUAUACAAUGCGAUUGACUGGGACGAGAAAAAAGCUUUGGCUGAGAGUGUAGAACUUCCCAGAGAAUCAGUCAAGUUACAGGUCAAUUCAAGUCUCAGAGCUGGCAGCCUGACCUUGAAACGUGAUCCGCAUGGCGCGGCAACGGAAGUUAUGAAGCUUGUGUUCGAUAAUUUCAAAGCCAAAGCUUUACAGAGACCUGAUUCGUUCUUUGUUGAUCUGAAUCUUGGUGGCUUGAGGGUAUACGAUGGAACUACGGAAGGUACCAUUUUUCCUCAGAUCGUACGGGUCAAAGACUCCCCAGGGCAGAUAGAGAAUGUAUCGUCAGGGGAGUCGCAGGAGUUAGAAUAUGAGGAAGACUCGGACGACGGGCAAGAUGACAGCUUGUUCCACCUCCAAGUCGAACAGAACCCACUCGAAAGCGACGCCGAUACCGCUGUCAAGGUAAAGCUCAAGAGUAUCGAGGUCAUCUACAAUCCCAGAUUUGUCGUUGAGGUUGCCCGCUUUUUCAAACCUCCUGAGCGACAUAUGGAGUCUGUAGGGGCUCUUCUUGACUCUGCCGGGGCCACAGUGCAAGAAAUCAGGCAACAAACUCGCGCAGGUCUUGAGUACGCUCUUGAAGCGCACAGGAAAGUAGACACCCAGUUUGAUCUGCAAGCUCCUCUCAUAAUCAUUCCUGAGAGUAUCACAGAAGAAGGCGCUCUUUGUCUGAUUCUUGACGCGGGUCAUAUCAGAGUAAACAGCGAGCUUGUCGAUAGAGGAACCAUGUCAGAUUUACAAUCCAAGCAGAAGAGGCAGUAUAACGAAGAAGACUACAAACAACUGGAGGAGCUUCUCUAUGACAAGUUCUUGAUCAAGCUCGAUUCAAUCCAGUUGCUCAUCGGCCCAAACAUCGAGGCUACCAAAGCGCAACUCACCUCAGACGACCCGACCAAAGACCUCCAUAUUGUCGAUCGCAUAAAUGUGGAUUUUGUCCUCGAACUCUGUAUCGUCCCCAAGACAACCACUCUCACCAGAACGCGGGUUUCCGGUCAUUUACCAGAGUUGCAUGCCUCAAUGUCGGAUUCGAAGUAUAAGAAUCUGAUGAAACUUAUAGACAUAGCUAUCCCACGCUUUGAAGAACAUGGAGGUGAACAACCUAACCGUUCCAAAGCAAUCGUUGAUAAAUCUUCCGAACAGGAAGCAAGGAAUAGAGCGAGAUCAGCAUCAUUCCAGCCUUCGACUAGAAGAGAUAUUCCGCUACUUGACGAAGAAUCUGAUUCAGAAGACUCUGGGAAACGUCAAGUUGCAAAGAAAGAAGAACAGCCCAUCAACUUGCACCAACGUAUGUUUGAGUUCAAGUUCACAGUGGGAAAGCUCCGUGGAUCCCUUUUCAAAUCUGAUCCAAGAGAAGCCAAGUCUGACCAGUUGUUGGCCGAGCUGGUUGCUGAAGCCUUUGAAUUAGACUAUUACCUUCGACCAUUUGACAUGGUAGCUGAGCUGACCUUGAAAUCUCUCAGCGUGGACGACUACAUAGAACAGAAUCCGACACCAGAAUUCAAACAGAUCGUUUCCUCCAAGGGCUUCAAUGCGGAGGAAGAUAAGGAUCUGUUUAAUCUCAAAUUUGUUCGAGUCAGACCGGACUCUCCAGAGUUUCAUUCGACGUAUGAGGGAGUGGACAUGAAUCUUGACAUUGCGGUGUCUACAAUCAAUAUCAUAGUCACCAGAAGGACGCUUCUGACACUGUUGGAUUUCGUGCUGCUUACUUUCACCAAUCCUGAACAGCCCCAAGCGGUCGAUCAAUCGGCAAAUAGCACUGCCGUUGACGUUUCUCAAGGGCAGCCGGAAUUGCAAGAGGUUCGCAAGAUCAGAAUCAAGUCACAGUUGAAGAGUAUUGCGUUGAUAUUGAAUAACGAUGGAGUGAGACUUGCAACUCUAAGUCUAAAUACUGGAGACGUUGGCAUCUUCUUAGUUGGUCGUGCUAUGCAGAUCCAAUCUCGAAUCGGAAGCCUGACUCUGGUUGAUGACGUGAAUGUUGGCGCAUCAGAGAACUCAUCUCUCAGAAGACUUAUGACAAUCGAGGGCGAGAACUUUGCCGAUUUCAGAUAUCAGACCUUCGAUCCUGACUCCGCAGAAUAUCCUGGUUAUGAUUCUGAAGUAUUCCUGAGAUCGGGAUCAAUCAAGAUUCAGCUUUUAGAAGAGCCAUAUCGGAAGAUUGUCAAUUUCUUGGUUAAGUUCGGAAAGAUGCAAGCCAUAUUUAAUGCAGCUCGACAGGCGGCAGCCAGCCAGGCAAACCAACUCCAAGAAAAUGCUUCACGUAUGCGAUUUGAUAUCAUUGUGCGCACCCCAAUAGUGGUCUUCCCAAGAGCUAUGUCAGAAAUCAAGCAGCGCGAUACUGUUACAGCAGAGCUCGGAGAAAUUUAUGCAAACAAUACUUUUGUUCCCCUCGAUGAUCGGAAAGAUAGCCCAGCUGUCAAUAUGAUCACGACUGGUAUUCGCAACAUUCGCCUAACUUCUGAUUUGUACUAUGAUGAUGCCACACACGAGCAAUUGGAGAUGAUUCAAAAGGUCAAUCUUGACUUUAGUAUCUGCUACCUCGAACACCAACCGGAUCAACCUCGUCCUGACAUUGAGGUAGAGGGAACAAUGUCUCCAAUCAAGCUACGGGUCUCCCAACCACAACUCAAGUUCCUAUUAGAAAUUUUGAAAACUGUACCGGGGGUUUUCACUCCAGAUGUUGGCCAGCAGGAACUUGAAGCAAUGCAGUCACUUCCUUCAAUCAGUACGCAGACUGAGGAGCAAAAUUCAGAAGUUCAGCAAACGGCAAAGCCAGCGAAUCAAAAUCCAACUAACAGCUCAGAAAAGGAUACAUGGGUGAAACUUGAUAUGAUCUUCAAGGUAGAAAGCGUUGGCUUGGAGUUGCUUUUGGCCAAAGAGAACAAACCUGUCGGCCAUAUAGAGGAUGCUAGUCUGUCCAGGUUCUCCUUGAACAAUACCGUGGUGAAACUACGCAUGUUAAGCGAUGGUGCCUUGGAAUUGGAGCUCUUGAUACACUCCUUUUCAAUCAGGGAUAGCCGCGCUCAAGAGACGAACAAAUUCCGGAAGAUCAUGUCGCUCAUCAAUAACGAUGUUCAGCAGCAGUUCAUGGCUAGCAUCUCCAUGUCGCCGGGACCUAAGAAACAUGUUAUCGCCAUGGUUACCAUUGACAGUCCACGCAUCAUACUUGCGCUUGACUAUUUGAUAGCACUGCAGGUAUUUGCGAGCGAGGCAUUUGCCCAAGAUCAGCCCUUGGAAAUAGAAGAAAUCGAUGAGACGCCCGAGGACUCCGAUGCCAUGUCUAUCACUACGGUCAGCGGCAACAAGUCAUCUGUUGAUGAGCAAAGAUCACGCACCUCUCCAGAAGAACAGCAAAUAACUUUCUCGCUCAGAGCUGAUAUCGUUGACGCUCAGGUCAUCAUGCUUGCCAACCCUGCCAUACCAAACACCGAGGCAAUCGUUCUCGGUACAAAACAGGUGCUAUUUUCCCACCAAAACGUCUCUACUCUGCAAAUCAACAAAGUUGGCAUGUUCCUCUGCCGCAUGGACAAGUUUGAAACAAGUCGGCUGCGAAUAUUGGACGACUUUACUCUGGAAUUAUCUGUGGAUAGCCGCGCACAAGACAAGGGAUCGGCUCUGAUCAGCAUUGAUGUUCAUGUAGAGCCGCUUGUCUUGAGAUUAUCCUUGCGUGAUAUUCUCCUUGCCACUCAGAUCAUGAACAAGGUGUCGGAAAUGAGAAAACCGCCUGAAGUCGAAAAGAGUGAUGAGCCACAAAAAAUCAAGGAUAUCAAAGGCACUGACAAGAAAUCAAGGAGACGUUCCACGAUAGGAGGGAAGAUUGGCUCAACCACAGGUUUGAAGGCAAGAAGUCAUUUGAUUCCAGAACAAAGGCUCACACCACAGCAAUCUGCUAUCAUUAGAAGGGAAGAACUAGGUGCUCAGUUUGAUGGCAUCAGAGUCAUUCUCAUUGGAGAUCUUCACGAAUUGCCCUUGCUUGAUUGGAGCAUCAAGAAAUUCAAUGUUGAUGUCAGAGACUGGUCGUCCACUUUGAAUGCUGAUACAUCGUUUGACACUUUCAUCAAUGUCUAUAACUUUUCAAAGUCGGCCUGGGAGCCUCUCAUUGAACCCUGGCAGCUUGGAUUCCACAUGUCCAAGGAAGUAAAUCCGGAUGUCUUCUCAGUCGAGGCAUUCUCCUAUAAAAAUAUGGAUUUGACACUGACCUCUUCAACUAUCGCUCUCGCCUCCAAGUCAUUCCAAUUCCUCAACACCGACGAAGAUGUUUUGUCCAAACCUAGAGGAGCCGAUGCACCAUACAGGAUCCGCAACUACACUGGAUUUGACCUUCAAGUGUGGGCAGAUGUCGAAGUUGGUGAGAAUGGGCCAACCGCUAAACUGAGCGACGGCGAAGAGUAUCCCUGGCGCUUUGAGGAUGCAACCACGAUGCGUGAAAAUCUCACACCGGAGGGUAAUGCAGGCUUGGUGGGAAUCAAAUUGGAGGGCAGUGGUUUUGACAGCAUCAGUCGCAUACCCGUUAUCAGAGAAGGUGAAACAUUGUAUAACUUGAAGCCCAAAAAGGACAAGGUUCUCCAUAAGCUGCUCGUUGAAGUCAAGCUGGGCUCAGACAAUGUCAAGUAUAUCACUUUCCGCUCUCCAUUACUCUUGGAGAAUAAUACGCAAAUACCUGUUGAGAUGGGAAUUUUCAGCCCCGAAGAUGGCCAUUUGCUGAAGAUUGAGAAGAUUCAACCGGGUGAUGCUCGACCUGCACCAGUUGGGUCCGCAUUCCUACAUCAGCUUGUCGUGCGCCCUGACCAAGGCUUCGGAUACGAUUGGUCGAAUGAACAAUUAUAUUGGAAAGACCUUUUGCGCCGACCAACGAGGACAAUUACAUGCAAAAGUGAGAGUGGGCAGCAGGCUCCACCGUUUUACUUCCAAUUGAAUGCUUCCUACGACAAGCGUGACCCUAUUAUCAACAACUACCCUCACAUGAAACUUCGACUAUCAGCUCCGGUUGAGAUCCAGAAUCUGCUACCUUACGAUUUCAAAUAUCGCAUCUAUGACAAGAAUACUCGCAAGGAUUGGACCAACUUCCUCAGACGGGGUGGUGUCAGUCCAGUGCAUGUAGUGGAAUUGUCUCAUUUGCUUCUCCUUAGUAUCGAUCUACAAGACUCGGUAUUCAAGCAAAGCGAAUUCGCCAUCAUCAACGGUAACUCCCAAGAUUUCAGACGAGAAGAUUCGCUGGCGCUCAAGGAUGAACGGGGUGUAGAGCUAAGGCUCAAAUUGCACUACUUCAAUGUGCCGGACAGUGGAGGCGCCUUCAAAGUCAGCGUGUAUAGCCCGUAUCUUGUGCUGAACCAGACUGGGUUGAGCAUGGAAGUUCAAAGCAAAGGAUUCAUGCAAUCUGCCAGAUCGUCAGCCGGGCAAGGCAUUGAUGCUGACUCGGCAGCUGGCCACGCCAAACCUUAUAUGUAUUCCUAUCCUACCGAUGACCAGAAGAACCGAUCGAUUAUUAAGAUAGGCGACUCAAAAUGGAGCAAGCCUCAAAGUUUCGAUGCGAUCGGCAGUACAUUCGAGGUUAUCGUUGGAGCGAGAACAUCACGAGCUGAAUUCCAUGCCGGAGUGUCUGUUUCGGAAGGUGAGGGCAAAUACAAACUGACGAGGGUGGUGACUAUAACACCUCGGUUCAUUCUUAAAAACAAGCUCAACGAAGAGCUUCAGGUUCGGGAACCAGGAACAUCCAACGUGUUGACGAUGAAAGCCGGAGAUCUGGUGCCUCUUCAUUUCCUUCGUCAAGUCCCUGAAAAACAGUUGUGUCUGUGCUUCCCUGGUGUCAACAAUCAAUGGUCCUCACCUUUUAACAUUGCCGACAUUGGUAUCAUGCAUGUGAAAUUAGCCAAGGCAUCUCAACGACAACGACUUAUCAAGGUGGAGAUAGUUAUGGAGAACGCAACCAUUUUUAUCCACUUGAAAAUGGAAACCAAACAUUGGCCUUAUUCUAUGCGUAAUGAAAGUGAUAUGGAGCUCAUCUUCUAUCAAUCAAACCCUAAUGUUGACGAGGAUGAGUAUGACGAUACAAACAGCGGAUGGCGGCCCAUUCGGUACCGUCUGCCACCUCGCAGUAUCAUGCCAUAUGCUUGGGAUUAUCCGGCUGCAAAGAGCAAAUCACUCAUUUUGAACUGCAACGGGAAAGAACGACACAUUCGACUGGCAGAGAUUGGAAAUUUGAUUCCUAUGCGGGUUCCAUCAAAGAACAACCCCAACGGUCAGAGCAUCAUCGACCUGAAUAUCGUUGCGGAAGGCCCGACGCAGACGUUAGUCUUGUCCAACUACAAGCCCUCAAAGAGUAUAUACAGACAACAAAAGGGUCAAACAUCCCAAGCCAGCGUUGCAACUGGCUUUGAAGUCAAGGUAGAAAACUCGGAUGUUACGUUCAAGGCACAGUUACGACUUGGUGGUGUUGGUAUUUCGCUCAUCAAUCAGAAUAUGAAAGAGUUGAUCUAUUGCACUUUCAGGGAGAUUGAGGUCAAAUUGCGCGAGAGCGAGGUAUAUCAGACUUUGGAUACUACGAUCAAGUGGAUCCAGAUUGACAAUCAACUAUACGGAGGCAUAUUCCCAAUUCUUCUCUACCCCAGUGUCGUACCAAAGACCGGAAAGGAAAUGGAGGCGCAUCCUAUCUUCCAUGUUAUGGUCACAAGAGUCAAGGACGAUUCGUAUGGUGUCUUGUAUAUCAAAUAUGCCACGUUACUUUUACAACAGAUGACUCUCGAGCUAGACGAGGACUUUGUUUUUGCCAUGCUGGACUUUGCAAAAGUGCCAGGUGCUUCUUGGUCUAUUGAACAAGAGGGCAAACUCUGUGAUGAAGAUCUUGAUAUUCCCGAACCAAAGUACGAAGAGAAUCGACGAGACGUGUACUUUGAGCUGCUGCAUCUGCAGCCUAUGCAGUUGGAUAUUUCUUUUAUGCGCACAGAGCGGGUAAAUGCUGAAGAUAACAUUCAACCAUCGAGCCCGCUGAUGUUCUUCGUCAAUGUCAUGACUAUGUCUAUUGGCAAUGUCAACGAUGCUCCUGUCCGGUUGAAUGCACUCAUUCUAGAAAAUGCUAGGGUAUCUAUUCCCUUGCUCAUAUCCAACAUGAGAAAGCACUACACCCAAGAGUUCCUCCGUCAGAUACAUAUCGUCUUGGGAUCGGCGGAUUUCCUUGGAAACCCGGUUGGUCUUUUCAACACGGUGAGUUCAGGAGUUGCGGACAUUUUCUACGAGCCAUACCAAGGACUUGUUACCGAUCGGCCUCAAGAUCUGGGUUACGGUAUAGCCAAAGGUGCUUCUAGCUUUGUCAAGAAAUCAGUGUUUGGUUUCUCAGAUAGUAUGGCCAAAAUUACGGGUAGUAUGUCCAAGGGUCUUGCAGCUGCUACUCUAGACAAGGAGUUUCAAGAUCAACGACGCAUGUCAAAAGCACGUAACCGGCCCAAACACGCGCUCUACGGUGUCACUUCUGGUGGUAAUGCUUUUGCUAGCAGUAUUGUGAGCGGUAUUGAGGGUCUUGCACGUCAUCCCCUUCAAGGUGCAGAGAAGGGUGGAUUUGGAGGCUUUAUGAAAGGUGUUGGCGUGGGAGUGCUCGGUGUUGUGACCAAGCCAGCAAUUGGAGCAUUCGAUCUUGCAUCUAAUCUUGCUGAGGGUGUUCGAAAUACAACAACCGUCUUUGAUUCUGAAGGCCUUGACCGCGUUCGUCUUACUCGCUUCAUCGGCAUGGACGGCAUUGUCCGACCCUACUCUCAGCGUGAAGCACUCGGACAAUUCUGGCUCAAGAGUACAGACGACGGUAAAUUCUUCAAGGAAGACUACAUUGCUCAUCUCGAACUACCGGGCCGAGACAUGAUCGUUAUGUUGACGUACGAUCGUAUAUUGCUCAUCCGCUCCGACAAACUUCGCUCCGAAUGGGAGAUUAAGCUUACAGAUAUCCAAACCAUUUCCAAGGAGCGGACGGGAAUGAGUAUCACGCUCAAGGGAGGAGCUAAUGGGCCAUUUAUCCCGGUGCAGGAUGAAAGUUCUCGGAAUUGGUUGUAUAGGCAGAUCGCUAUCGCCGUUAAUGCAUUUAACGAAAAGUAUAACGCGAAGAAUUGA
Messenger RNA from Talaromyces marneffei, 9492 nucleotides. RefSeq lists its product as uncharacterized. Lineage: Eukaryota; Fungi; Ascomycota; Eurotiomycetes; Eurotiales; Trichocomaceae. The record is from RefSeq and is a predicted model, not a curated record. Gene Ontology annotation, biological process: late endosome to vacuole transport; protein retention in Golgi apparatus; mitochondrion organization. Gene Ontology annotation, cellular component: extrinsic component of membrane. The transcript is spliced from 3 exons. Bases 1 to 9492 code for a protein of 3163 amino acids.